GGCGCAUGCAGACUUGUGUCUUGAAGGUGAACAUUCACUGCGAAGGCUGUAAGCGCAAAGUGAAGAAAAUCCUGAAUGAAAUGGAUGAUGUUUACACCUCAACUAUAGAGGCGGAGUCGGGGAAGGUGACCGUCUGUGGAAAUGUAGACGCAGAAACACUGAUCAGGAAGCUGGCCAAGAAGGGCAAGAAGGCAGAGGUUUGGGGAGCACCAAACCCAAACCCAACCGAGAAUGAUCAGAAUCAGCUCGGUGCCACCGCAGCCCAGAUGGGGAACCUUCAGAUUGGCAGUGGCAGUGGCAGUCGAAGAAGAGGAGGAGCAGGAGGAGCAGCAGGAGGAGGAGGAAGUGGGAAUAACAGCAGUAAUCAGGCAAGAGGAGGAGGAGGAGGAAGCCAGCCCAUAGCGCCUGCAGGUCUGACCCCACAGCAAAAGCAUCAGCUGCAGCUUUGGCAGCAGCAGAUGAAGGGGGGUCAAGAUCCCUCCAAGUUGCCCCAACUCAAGCCUCAGCAGAGCCAAAACCAGAACCUGAGGAUGUCCAUGCCUCAGAACCCGAACCAGAACCCGAACCAGAACCCGAGGAUGCCAAUGCCAAUGUCAAUGCCUCAGAAGAAGAACGGGAAUGGUGCCAGCUUUAACCACCCUGUGGAAGCUGAUGACCAUGAUGACGAGGUAAGUGAUGGUGAUGAAGACGACGACGUCGUCGAUGAAGAAGGUGAGGGUGAUGGAGGUGUAGCUGCUCAUCCUCCACAGCACCAGAUGAACAACAGGCCGGGGAUGGGUAAUCCACGAGGAGGGGUAGGGCAGCCAAUGCCUGUCCAAGCCAGGGGAGUUGGCAAUGCACAAGGAGGAGGAGGAGGAGCAGGGCAGCAGAUGCCCAACAUGAUGAUGCUGAAUGGCCAAGCCAGGGGAGGUGCCAAUAAUGCACAAGGAGGUGUAGGCGGAGGAGGAGGUGCAGGGCAACAAAUGCCCAGCAUGAUGAUGAUGAAUGGCCAGCAGAAGCAGCAGCAGCAGCAGCAAAUGAAUCCUCACCAGGCCAGGGGAGGUGGUGGAAAUGCACAAGGAGGAAGAGGGCAGCAAAUGCCCAACAUGCCGAUGAACGGCCUGCAGCAGCAGCAGCAGAACCAGCCCCCACCUCAAAUGAAUCCUCAGGCCAGGGGAGGUGGUAGCAAUGCACAAGGAGGAGGAGGAGGAGGCCAGCAGCAUCAGCAGCAACUAAUGCAUCCUCAGGGCCAGCCGAUGAUGACGAUGAAUGGUCAGGCCAAGGCUGGUGGAGCAGGACAGCAUCAGCAACAGCAGAUACCUAACAUGGUCAACGGUCAGGCCAACGGUGGUGUUAACUAUGUGGCUCAAGGAAUGACCAACCUUGGUAAUGGCAAUGGUGGUGGUGUGGCUGUGGCUGGUGGCAACGGUGGUGGUGGUGGUGGUGGUAACAUGGGCCAAAUGGGUCCAAUGCCAAUGGACCAAAUGACCCAUAAUAAUAUGAUGGCGAUGCCACUUGGCAAUGGGAACGGGGUUGGCCUUCCAACCAACGGGUACUUGGCCGGAGAUGGUGGUGGUGGUAACAACAUCCCGGGUAUGAUGAUGAACCAACAAAUUGGGAUAUCCAACAACAACAACACCAACAUGAACAUGAACAUGUUCCAACCACAGCAGCACCAGCAGCCGGGUAUAAGCUACACUCACCAACCCUACAGCUACGGCUAUCCACCUCCUCCACACUCCAACGAUCCAUAUACGCAUGCAUUCAGCGACGAAGAUACCACCAGUUGCAGUGUCAUGUGA
This is a messenger RNA of Impatiens glandulifera, 1781 nucleotides long. RefSeq names its product heavy metal-associated isoprenylated plant protein 33-like. The record is from RefSeq and is a predicted model, not a curated record. Gene Ontology annotation, molecular function: metal ion binding. The transcript is spliced from 2 exons. NCBI's taxonomy places the organism in Eukaryota, Viridiplantae, Streptophyta, Magnoliopsida, Ericales, Balsaminaceae. Bases 6 to 1781 code for a protein of 591 amino acids.